Verticillium dahliae VdLs.17 is the source of this 3636-nucleotide messenger RNA. Its product is annotated as peroxisome biosynthesis protein PAS1. Gene Ontology annotation, cellular component: peroxisome; cytosol; peroxisomal membrane. NCBI's taxonomy places the organism in Eukaryota, Fungi, Ascomycota, Sordariomycetes, Glomerellales, Plectosphaerellaceae. Bases 1 to 3636 code for a protein of 1211 amino acids. The record is from RefSeq and is a predicted model, not a curated record. Gene Ontology annotation, molecular function: ATP hydrolysis activity; ATP binding. Gene Ontology annotation, biological process: protein import into peroxisome matrix. The transcript has 2 exons.
AUGGCACCCCGCAAGAACGCCCAAUCUACACCGGCCGAGCUGUCGCUCGUUCACCUGCGCAACUGUCUUGUCAACCUCCCCUCCUCGCUGGUCUCCCUCUUGGUCAAUAUCAACACUCCUGCUCAAAAUGUAGUCGUCGAGCUCUCCUACCGAAACCCCCCGACGGGCGGUGCCCCUUCCGCCGCGCCGCAGUCCAUCUUCGUCGGCUGGACAGGCAUGCCCAGCAAGCGCAAGGUCACACCUGUUGUCGGACGCGACGGCAUCAAUGGCAUAAGGGGAAACCCCUCCUCUCGCGACCAGGACAUUGGUCUUGUCGAGAUUGACGCGACCCUCGCCAAUACCCUAGGCCUGGCCGACGGCCAAAAGAUCACAGCCUCGAUCCACGUCGACCCCCCGCUGGUCCACACCAUCAACCUCGAGCCUCUGACUCCCGAAGACUGGGAGAUUAUUGAGCUUCAUGCCACAUUUCUGGAGCUCAAUCUCCUCUCCCAGGUCCGCGCGCUGCCAAAUCCAGCUUUCAAAUCCGCUUCAGGCCAGCCCGUGCCAGCCCACGCCUUGACUCUGCACCUUUCUCCGACCUCCACCGCGCGAAUAAAGACAAUCUCCCUCGACCCUCCUCCGCCAGCAGACUACCCAUUCGCCAAGAUUUCUCCUGACGCCGAAGUCAUCGUUGCUCCCAAGACCCGCCCGAAAACGACCCAGUCCUCGUCCGAGAACCGCAGCGUUGCCAGCACAUCCAAGUCGCGCCGCAGCGGCACCAGCUCCGGCCGUAAGAAGAGCACGCGCGAGCGCAAGAACAAGAUCACUCUUAGGGGUGUCGACAGGAAUAUGUGCCUCGACUGGUUCGAAGAGGAGGUCGUGGCGCCUGACUUCAGCAUCUGGGUCGAUCACGAUCUACUGCAUGCUCGGGGCUUCAAUGGCGUCAACUAUGUGCUGGUGACCGUGCUGCGCGAGUCUGGGAGCGUGGCGAACACGCCUCGGCCCCAGGCGGACGACCCGGCGCCGGUGACUUCGCAUGUCGCGACAAAAGUGGUCGCCCACCUGCGUACGUGGGAUGAUCCGCCGGAUAGCAAGCCUGCUGCUCUGUCAUCGCCUCUGUGCGCGGCCUUGGGCUUCACCGGCAUGGUGGGUGGUAUUAUUGAGAUAGAGGCAGCCUCGCAGCCUGUGGGGCGGGACGCGGUGCAGAAGCUCGCUGUCUAUCCCUUUGCCACAUCCAAAAAGACGAGCGAGGGCCUCAAGUUUGGUUCGGAAUCAAAGGCCGAGAGGGAAGAAGCUGCAAAGACGUUCAGGCACAUCUAUGCGGGCUCUCAGAAGGCCUCGUCUCUACUUGCGGGUCCUCUCACUGACGGCACGCUGUUCGGGUUGUAUGACGGCCUGGAAAGCCCCCAGGGCUGGGAGGGUGGUGUCAUCAAGUUCGAGCCCGCACCGAGCUCGCCAGACUCGAAGGAACCGGGCAGGUGGACCCUCGGCAUCAGCGAAAAGACUCCCAUCGAGUUUCAGGCCCCUAUUCCACGCCCCGCAUGGAUGACCGAAGACAGCAUCGCGGAGCCCCUGCCCUCAUACGAUGGUCUCCUUGUUAGCAUCGACAAGCUGCUGCUGGACCUACAGUCCCACCUGUCGAACCUAUCGACGAGUCUUUUGACCGGUGCCUCGGGUUCCGGCAAGACUUCCGUCGCGAAAUACGUGGCGCAGAGGCUGCGCGAAGACUCCUUUUUCCACACAACCUACUUCUCCUGCAAAAAGCUUGUCAACGACGAAAGCCGAAUGGCUUCCAUCAGAUCAACUCUGAAUCAGCUGUUCCUGACGGCCAGCUGGGGUGCCAAGUUCGGCGGCAAGGCUGUGAUUAUCCUCGACGACCUCGAUACAUCGUGCCCCGCAGAGACGGAACUCCAGACGACGGACAACGGUCGCAGCCGUCAGGUCAGCGAGAUCAUUAGCUCCAUGGCCAGGCAGUAUUGCAGUGUCGAGAGCGGAGUAGUGCUCCUAGCAACAGCAGAGGGAAAAGAGGCGCUCAACGAGAUCAUUGUCGGAGCAAAUGUCUUUCGAGAGGUUCUGGAGCUCAAGGCGCCAAAUAAGGACGCGAGACGCCAGGUUCUCGAGGCCAUUGUCAAGCAAGAAGCCACUUCGCCCGAUAAUGAUGCGGCGCCCUCGCACGAUGGAAGCCGGCCUACGACAGCCGAUGGCAGCGCUGCAGCCGAAGACAGCAACUGGAUGGACGGCGCCAGCCAAGGCAGUCGCGAGAAUACCACGAGACAGCCUGGACGCUUCAUACUGGACUCUGAUCUCGAUUUCCUGGACAUUGCUGGUUUGACUGAUGGGUACAUGCCCAAGGAUCUUAGCGUUGUCAUUGAAAGAGCACAGAACGAGGCCGUGAUACGGUCGGUAGACAGCUCCUCCAAGCCGAACGCCAAGCCGGGGCCAAUUCGCCUCACCCGGCUAGACUUUGACAAUGCUCUGAAAGAUUUCACGCCCACAUCGCUUCGCGACGUCUCGCUGCAGAGCUCGACAACCACCUUUAGCUCAAUUGGCGGUCUUCAAGAGACACGACAAGUGCUUCUGGAGACUUUGUUAUACCCCACCAAGUACGCGCCGGUCUUCGAGAAGUGCCCACUUCGUCUCCGUUCAGGUCUACUUCUCUACGGCUACCCCGGCUGCGGUAAGACACUGCUUGCGAGUGCGGUAGCAGGCGAAUGCGGCUUGAACUUCAUCAGCGUCAAGGGUCCUGAGAUUCUCAAUAAAUACAUCGGUGCAUCCGAGAAGAGUGUUCGAGAUUUGUUCGAGCGAGCAUCAGCAGCCAAGCCGUCGGUUCUCUUCUUCGACGAGUUCGAUUCCAUCGCACCCAAGCGUGGCCACGACUCCACAGGCGUGACAGACAGGGUAGUCAACCAGCUCCUUACUCUUAUGGACGGCGCUGAAGGUCUCUCGGGCGUGUACGUCCUCGCCGCUACCUCGAGGCCAGAUCUCAUCGACCCGGCCUUGCUUCGUCCUGGUCGUCUCGACAAGUCCCUCCUGUGCGACCUCCCGACCCUCGAAGACCGCGUUGACAUCCUCAAGGCUCUUUCUCAGCAGGUCAAGUUGGACCCCGAAAUGUCAGAGUCUGAUGAGGCUUGGACGGAAAUUGCUCGUCGCUGCGAGGCCUUUUCGGGUGCCGACCUUCAAGGCCUCAUCUCCAACGCGCAACUCGAGGCCAUUCACGAUGUGCUCCAAGAUGACAGCCAUAACGAGCCUGUGGCGAACGGCAAAACAAACGGCGUCCAUAAGGCUGAAUCUGUUCCGAGUUUCGUGCAUUUCCCCUACUGCGAGCCCGAGGAGCCGUCAUCUACCUCCUUGAUCCAGCCCAACAAGUUCCACGAGAGGGCGGCUAUCAUGGCCAAGCUUGAAGGUAUAAAGCAAGCGCGCAAAAGGGCGAGGCGUGCGCAGCAGCCGGAAGCGGUCAAGGCGGCGGUGGAGGACAAGGAAGUCGUUGUUGGGUGGAAGCACCUUGUCAAGGCGCUCGUGGAAACCAAGGCGUCGAUCAGCGCGCAGGAGCGCAACAGGCUGAAGAGAAUCUACCACGAGUUCGUCGUGGGCCGAAGCGGAGAGAUGAAGGAUGGACAGCCUAGCAUGGAGAUUGGGGGGCGGAGUAGCUUGAUGUGA